AUGAUAAAGGUAUCGGAAGCGAGCUACGUAACAAGCGUGGAAGACGCGUGUCGCGUCGACCAAUGCACGCAGACCCCACCGAGCGGGAAGGCGCGACCUCGUACUCUCCAAAGGUACCACACAUCCGACCACAUCUACGAGAGACCGCACAAAGUUCACCGCCUCAGACACGAGCUCAGGCCAAAGGGCCUGGGCCUUAGUGACUCUUAUCCUAGUUUUGGGAAACCGCCAAGUUAUGAUAGCGGAACUACUUCCAAGUUCAAAGUCAACGUGACGGACAGUCCUACGAUCUCAGUCAGCCCACCUCAUAGUCUGGAUUACGUGUGCCAAAAGAGUUGCGGCAGCCUCAACGGAAGUGUAACGCCAAACGGAAUGUUGUCAAGCAAAUCUACAGCAACCACCGUCCUGUUGAGCCCUGGGUAUCUUCAGAGCCGCUGCCAAUGCAGUCAAUCGAUUAAGAGCGUAAGUGAAGUGGCGUUAGCUAUGCCGGCAGCGCCGGGCUGGAGCGAGGAGACGGCGGGACAUGCGUCCGAUGGGCUCUCGUGGCGGCGCCUGCACAUGUCCCGGGCGAAGCUGAAAGCCACCGCCACUACCUCAGAACUAUUAUCAGGUUUCGCGAUGGUAGCGAUGGUGGAAUUGCAAAUCAACGAGCCGACGAACGUGCCCGAAUGGCUGUUCGUGAUGUUCGCGGUGUGUACGACGGUGCUGGUGGCCGUGCACAUCUUCGCACUGAUGAUCUCGACGUACCUGCUGCCGAACAUCGACGCGGUCAGCAAGAUGGAGACGCCCGGCGGGCCGGCGCGCGCGCUGCGCGACUCGCCGCACGAGCGUAUGCGCGGUUUCAUCGAACUGGCCUGGGCGUUCAGCACUGUUUUGGGACUGUUUUUAUUCCUGGUGGAGAUCGCAAUCCUUUGCUGGGUGAAGUUCUGGGACUACUCGUUCGCCGCAGCGACGGCAGCCACCGUCAUCGUUAUACCAGUUCUCAUAGUCUUCGUUGUGUUCGCGAUCCACUUCUAUCACUCUCUGGUGGUUCAGAAGUGCGAGACUUCGGUCCAGGACAUCGAACAAUUGGAGAACAUGAAGAGAGAUCUGGACACCGCUACUGUCAAAGUCAAUAUGUUUUAA
Parnassius apollo (apollo) is the source of this 1125-nucleotide messenger RNA. NCBI's taxonomy places the organism in Eukaryota, Metazoa, Arthropoda, Insecta, Lepidoptera, Papilionidae. The record is from the annotation of a GenBank genome assembly.